AUGCCCCGCGAGAUCCUCAUAGGAUUUGGUGUUGAUGUAGAUGCUGUGGCUGGAUGGAUAGGCUCGUACGGUGGUGAGGACUCGCCCUUGGACAUAUCUCGCGGCAUGUAUGCGGGUGAAGUUGGCGUUUGGCGAGUAUUGAAGUUACUUGAUAAAUACAACAUCAAAGCUACUUGGUUUAUCCCAGGUCAUAGCUUGGAAACGUUCCCGAACGAGAUGGCAGCUGUUAGGGACGCAGGUCAUGAAAUCGGACUCCACGGUUAUUCGCAUGAGAAUCCAGAUUCAUUGACGCCAGAGCAACAACUGCCUCCAAAGGGCAAUGUGGCACCGUGGUGGCAAACAAGCAAGGAAGGCGUUGCCCUCCUUCUAGAGAAAGGAAUCGAGUACGAUCAUUCGAACAUGUCUCGCGACUCUCAGGCACACUACCUUCGUGACCAAGAUACGUGGACCAAAAUCGACUACAAGGCGAAGGCGCAUACGUGGAUGAAGCCUCUUCAGAGGGGAAAAGAAACAGGUCUCGUUGAAAUACCUGCUAGCUGGUACCAAGAAGACAUGACACCGAUGAUGCUAGCAGUAAUUCUCAUGGAUGGGCAAGCAAAACAUGGCACAAUUGUCACCCCUCAAGCCAUCGAGCAGCUUUGGAAAGAUACCUUCACGUAUCUUUACAGGGAAGAACAAGAUUUCAUUUUCCCGUUAUCUAUCCAUCCGGAUGUCAGCGGACGUCCGCAAGUAUUACUCAUGCUGGAACGGUUCAUCGAAUGGAUUAAUGCUCAUGACGACGUGAAGUGGGUUACGUUCCAUGAAAUGGCAGAAAGGUUUAGGGCGAAGAAUGAUCCUCCUCCGGGUGCUGUGAUGCCAAAAGGAUAUGUGAAAUGCAAAGCACGGCUGUAG
Messenger RNA from Suillus subalutaceus, 891 nucleotides. Its product is annotated as carbohydrate esterase family 4 protein. Bases 1 to 891 code for a protein of 296 amino acids. The record is from RefSeq and is a predicted model, not a curated record. Lineage: Eukaryota; Fungi; Basidiomycota; Agaricomycetes; Boletales; Suillaceae. Gene Ontology annotation, molecular function: hydrolase activity, acting on carbon-nitrogen (but not peptide) bonds. The transcript has 14 exons. Gene Ontology annotation, biological process: carbohydrate metabolic process.